AUGUUGUUCUAUCUGACAACAUUAAAUCUAUCCCACAUUCUCAGACAGGAUGCCCCUGUGUCAAUUGAGAAUCCUACAACCGGAGAGACUGUUGCUGCAAUUGAUGCAUGGACACAAUUUGACUUUCUAUGCAAUAACUAUAUCUUGAAUGGACUCAAUGACAAACUGUAUGAUGUUUAUGCAACAUUCAAGACGGCUAGAAAAGUUUGGGAAUCUCUUGAGAAAAAAUAUAAAACUGAAGAUGCAGGAUCCAAGAAAUUUGUUGUAGGCAGAUUUCUAGAUUUCAAGAUGGUAGAUUCCAAACUUGUUGUUAAACAAGUUGAAGACCUCCAGAAAAUUAUCCAUGAGAUUCUUGUUGAAGGCAUGAAGAUCAAUGAAUCUUUCCAAAAGGUGUCUUUGAUUAAAAACUUCCACCAAAUUGGAAAGAAUUCAAAAGUUAUCUGA
Messenger RNA from Prunus armeniaca (apricot), 444 nucleotides. NCBI's taxonomy places the organism in Eukaryota, Viridiplantae, Streptophyta, Magnoliopsida, Rosales, Rosaceae. The record is from the annotation of a GenBank genome assembly.